AUGAGCAUUGAGAAAGAACAGCAUUCCAGCGACGCAGUUAAUGGUCGCAUAGAGCCUCAACUUGAAAAAGUAUCGGAUUUUCAUCUGAGUAGUUCCAGCAGUCAAUCGGACGCACCGCGCGCACCCGCAAUCUCAUAUGAAGCAAAAGAGAACCUCCCAGGCUGGAAGGUCUUCGUCAUAUGGCUGGCCGUUUCAUUUGGAGUUCUGUGCACCUUUCUUGACGAGGGAAUUAUUGCCACGGCUAUCCCCAGAAUCACAGAUCAAUUCGGCUCGCUAAAGGACGUCGGUUGGUACGGCUCGGCGUAUCAGAUGACUCUGUGCGCCUUUCAAUUGAUCUAUGGCCGUCUUUACAACCAAUUCAAUAUCAAGACCGUCUUCUUGGCUUCACUUCUCAUCUUCGAAGUCGGAUCCUUGGUUUGCGCUGUCAGUCCCAGCUCAUCCGUAUUCAUCGUCGGACGUGCGAUCGCAGGCCUCGGAGCUUCGGGACUCCAAAGUGGCAGUCUGGUCCUCAUUUCAGCGGCGCUACCAGCCAAGAAGCUGCCCUUGUACUUGGGAGCGAUUGGUAUGGUGUAUGGUGUUGCUGCUGUUCUCGGGCCUGUCGUUGGUGGCAUCAUCACCAACAGUCACCUCACAUGGAGAUGGCGAUUCGGCGGCACUCUCUACUCCUGGAACGACGGUCGCACCAUCUCGUGUUUCGUAGUUGCUGCCGUGCUUAUUGUCGCUUUUGUGGUAGAGCAGUGGUGGAUGGGCGAGAAGGCUCUUGUGCCACCGCGUUUGGCCAAGAUGCGUGUGGUAAUCUUUGGCUCGUUCUUCGGUUUUUGUCUGGACAGCGCAUUCUUCACGCUGGUUUACUACGUUCCUCUGUGGUUUCAGGCGAUUCAAAGUGUCAGCCCCGAGCAGUCAGGAGUCAGGUAUCUCGCUCUUUGCUUAGCCUUCAUAUUCACCAUCUUUCUAAGCGGCUGGGGUGUCACCAAGACCGGAUAUUACCAACCCUUCAUGCUUGCUGGCACAGUUCUAAUCUCCGCGGGCUCUGGUCUGUUGUCAACCCUCCGAGUAGGAUCGACGGCGGGCCACUGGAUCUCUUACCAAGUCAUUGCCGGGCUUGGAAUCGGAGCUUCGACACAGCAAGCUGCGGUGGCCGUUCAAAGCACUCUCACAGAAGGCGAUGUUGCCAUCGGAGUUGCGGUCGUUUUGUUCUUCCAGUGUCUCGGGCCAACCACCGCCAUCACCAUUUCCCAGGCGGUCUUUGCGAGCGACCUAGCUUCCGGUAUCUCUACCAAGCUCCCCGACGUGGAUAUGCAGCAAAUCAAGGACGCUGGCGCCACACAACUAACAGGACUGGUCUCGGAACAACAGGCCGGUAUACUUCUAGACGUAUACAAUCAUGCCGUAACUAGAACGUUCAUUGUUGCGGCCGCUAUGGCAGCUGCUAGUGUCAUUGGGGUAGUUGGGAUUGGAUUGAAGAAGAUACGAGUCGAAGAGAGUGUCGCAGACCCAGAUGUGGCAGAUUCGCCAUGA
Molecule: messenger RNA, 1518 nt
Organism: Colletotrichum karsti
Lineage: Eukaryota; Fungi; Ascomycota; Sordariomycetes; Glomerellales; Glomerellaceae
Product: major facilitator superfamily transporter
Exons: 4
Coding region: 1-1518 (505 amino acids)
Biological process (GO): transmembrane transport
Molecular function (GO): transmembrane transporter activity
Source: RefSeq, a predicted model, not a curated record